Eruca vesicaria subsp. sativa (arugula) is the source of this 1643-nucleotide messenger RNA. Lineage: Eukaryota; Viridiplantae; Streptophyta; Magnoliopsida; Brassicales; Brassicaceae. The record is from the annotation of a GenBank genome assembly.
AAAAAAGUACAAAAACAAACACCGUUGGAUCCAAAUCUCAUCAUCACUCCAACUCAGAAGAAGAAGAAAUGUACGGCAAAACAAUAUGCAUCAUCGUCCUCUUCAUCUUCCUCAUUGCCUCCUACUCAAUCUACAUUGGCACCGUCGAUCCCUCCCCUUACUUCUCCCAGUUCCAGUCCCUCCCCCGCACCUCCUCUCCCUGCACCUCCUCAUCAUCACCGCCUCCUCUCCGCGUCUUCAUGUACGAUCUCCCCCGGAAAUUCAACAUCGCGAUGAUGGAUCCUCACAUCUCAGACGUGGAGCCGAUCACCGCGAAGAACCUCCCUCCCUGGCCCCGGUUCGGGAUCCAGCGGCAGCACAGCGUGGAGUACUGGCUUAUGGCCUCGCUUCUCAACGGCGGAGAGGAGGGAGAGAAGGAGGCGGUUAGGGUUUUUGAUCCGGAAUCAGCGGACGCCUUCUACGUCCCUUUCUUCUCUUCCUUGAGCUUCAAUACUCACGGGAAGAACAUGACUGAUCCCGAUACGGAAUUUGACCGGCUGUUGCAGGUUGAGUUAAUGGAGUAUCUUGAGAAUUCUAAGUACUGGCAACGAUCACGUGGGAGAGACCAUGUGAUUCCGAUGACGCAUCCUAACGCCUUUAGAUUCUUGAGACAGUUAGUCAACGCGUCGAUUCUUAUAGUUGUUGACUUUGGGCGGUACCCGAAGGAGAUGGCACGGCUUGGUAAAGAUGUGGUUUCUCCUUAUGUACAUGUGGUUGAGUCUUUUGGAGAGGAUGGUGUUGUUGGUGAUGGGGAUGAUGAUGAUAGUACUCCUGAUCCAUUCGAGGCUCGCCCUACGCUUCUUUAUUUCCGUGGGAAUACUGUGAGGAAGGCUGAAGGGAAGAUUCGUUUACAGUUGGAGAAGUUGUUGGCUGGUAAUGAUGGUGUUCGUUAUGAGAAGAGUGUGGCAACAACGCAAAACAUCAAAGUGUCUACGGAAGGGAUGAGAUCAUCAAAGUUCUGUCUGCAUCCAGCUGGAGACACUCCAUCAUCAUGCCGUUUAUUUGAUGCCAUUGUCAGCCACUGCAUCCCUGUCAUCAUAAGCGACAAAAUCGAGCUGCCUUUCGAAGAUGAGAUAGACUACUCGGAGUUCUCAGUGUUCUACUCUGUAAAAGAGGCGCUUGAGCCAGGCUUCAUCCUCGAGAAUCUACGGAAGUUUUCAAAAGAGAAAUGGCUGAAAAUGUGGGGAAGGUUGAAGAACGUAUCUCACCACUUCGAGUUUCAGUACCCGCCCAAGAAAGAAGAUGCAGUUAACAUGUUAUGGAGACAGGUGAAACACAAGAUCCCAAAUGUCAAGCUAGAUGUACAUAGAAACAGGAGGUUGAAAGUCCCUGAUUGGUGGCUCUGAAAGAAUGACAAGAUUCUUUAUCAUUCUUUCUUCCUUUCAAUACUGUACAUUAGUUGAUUCUUUUGUUACCUUUUGAUGAUCCAUUUUUAUAGGCAUAUAUAUACUCUCGAAACAUCAUUUUAUAACCAGAUAAUAAUUUUUUUAAGGUUUUGGGAAAUGUGUAAAGAGUUCUUGUUGUUGUGAACUCGAAGUGGAAACAAGAAGGGAUCAGGAUCAGGCUGCUUUUCCUAUCUUAUCUCUGUUGUCUUGUUCUAAACC